Prosopis cineraria is the source of this 1076-nucleotide messenger RNA. RefSeq names its product peroxygenase-like. Gene Ontology annotation, molecular function: calcium ion binding; monooxygenase activity. The transcript has 6 exons. The record is from RefSeq and is a predicted model, not a curated record. Bases 101 to 829 code for a protein of 242 amino acids. NCBI's taxonomy places the organism in Eukaryota, Viridiplantae, Streptophyta, Magnoliopsida, Fabales, Fabaceae.
CAUUCGGAAACCGUUACUGUGUGUGCCUUGUUCCCUAUAAUCAAGGAUCUCCAAUACACCGACUCGAAGCGAAACCAGUUGCUUGAUCCAACAGAGACUGAUGGCUGCAGGAGAAUCAGCCUGCGAAUCCUUGGCAACGGUGGCCGACAAAGCUCCGAUCACUGCUGAGAGGAAUGUCCGCGUCGACUUCUUAGACAUCCAUCUCCCCAAACCCUAUUUGCCUCGGGCCUUGGUUGCUCCUGAUUCUGAGAACGUCAAUGGCACCUGGGGCCACAGGCAUAAUAACAUGUCCGUGCUUCAGCAGCACGUCGCCUUCUUCGACCUCGACAACGAUGGCAUCAUCUACCCCUGGGAGACGUUCCGAGCACUUGGCUCGGUUGGGUUUAAUGUGAUUUCUUCCCUGUUAUUAACGUUUUUCAUACACGCAGCUAUGAGUUAUCCUACUCUUCCGACAUGGCUACCUUCGCCUUUCUUCCCAAUUUACAUGCGAAACAUACACAGGGGGAAACACGGAGGCGACACGGGGAGUUAUGACACCGAGGGAAGGUUCAUCCCGGCAAAUUUGGAGAUCAUGUUCAGCAAGUAUGCACGCAAGGUGCCUGAUAAAUUGACGCUGAGGGAGAUCUGGCACAUGACCCAGGCCAACAGUGUUGCAUAUGACUUCUUUGGCUGGGCAAUGAGUAAAUUGGAGUGGGGAGCUCUGUAUGUUUUGGCCAGAGAUGGAGAAGGGUUCUUAUCAAAAGAAGCCGUGAGGCGCUGUUUUGAUGGCAGCUUAUUCGAGUAUUGCGCUCGCAUGCACAAGGGAGCCGCCGCCGCAAAGACGCUUUGACAUCACCAUAGUGUUGUUAUUUUCACGGAUGUGAAUAUUGUGGCUCGGAGACCAGCAACUUGGUUAUUAUUCCAAAUCUAGCCAACUAUCUCACUGGCUUGCUUCAGCCCCUAAAGCAAGGACCAUGGCUGGAUGGCCUCGCUGCAAUGAUUUAAGUUUUAGACCAUUACUUGCAUAGUUAGUUAUUGUUAAAUAAAUUGUGAUUCAUAACAUCGCAUAAAAAGAAGGGGAAAAAAAAUUCUGCUUU